CCAGGCGCGUGUCGGCGCUUUACAAGUAUUAACCCCCCAACACCCUGCAAAGUGGGACUCGGCGUCCCCGCUUCCAGGUUGGGACCUUGGGGUCCAGAGACCCUGGAGCUGCCCGAGGCCAUGACUCAGUCUGUUACCCCGUCUGUCCUGCGGCCUCCGGGCGCCAGGACACCCCCAGGCGGGCCCUGCGGGGAGAUGGACUCCACUCGGUGGCCCAGGCCAGGCAGGAGCAGGGGCAGCAGAAUGGGCCGCCGAGGCCGGGGGAGGGGAGGGGCGCGUUUAGGACAGUCUCGGCCUCGAGGGCAGGUGGUCGUGCUGGGCCUGGGCAGCGGGGCCUCCCCUGAGCCCCCGCCCGGUAACGAUGCUGCUGCUCUCAGGCGCCAAGAAGUGGCUGGAGUGGAGGAAGGAGCUCGAGCUGCUGUCGGACGUGGCCUACUUCGGCCUCACCACGCUGGCAGGCUACCAGACCCUCGGCGAGGAGUACGUGGGGCUCAUCCAGGUGGACCCGUCCCGGAGGCAGGUGGCGGCCCUGCCGGAGCCGCAGAGGAGGGCGCUGCUGAGGGCCGUGCUGGUGUUCAGGCAGGGCCUGGGCUGCCUCCACCGGCUGCACAUCGCCUGGUUCUACAUCCACGGCGCCUUCUACCACCUGGCCAAGAGGCUCACCGGAGUCACCUACCUCCGCCUCCACCGCCCGCCUGCAGAGGACCUGCGGGCCCGGGCCAGCUACCGGCUGCUGGGCCUGGUCUCCCUGCUGCACCUGGCGCUGUCCCUGAGCCUGCAAGCAGUGUCCCGGACUUCGCUGUGCACCCUGUGCCUGGAGGAGCGCAGGCACUCGACGGCCACGCCCUGCGGCCACCUGUUCUGCUGGGAGUGCAUCACCCAGUGGUGCGACACCAAGACGGAGUGUCCCCUGUGCCGGGAGAGGUUCCCACCCCAGAAGCUGGUCUACCUGCGGCACUUCCGGUGACAGGACGGACGGAUGGAGCCGCCUGUCAGGAGAGACAUAAUGGAUUCUGACGAACUUGCACAGAAACCGUAAAAUCCUCUGAUUUU
This is a messenger RNA of Myotis brandtii (Brandt's bat), 1053 nucleotides long. RefSeq names its product peroxisomal biogenesis factor 10 (gene PEX10). Lineage: Eukaryota; Metazoa; Chordata; Mammalia; Chiroptera; Vespertilionidae. Gene Ontology annotation, molecular function: zinc ion binding. The coding region runs from base 362 to 967 and encodes 201 amino acids. Gene Ontology annotation, biological process: protein import into peroxisome matrix. Gene Ontology annotation, cellular component: peroxisomal membrane. The record is from RefSeq and is a predicted model, not a curated record. The transcript is spliced from 6 exons.